AAAAAAAAUUGCUUCAAGGAUACAUUGACUCGUGCAUAAAUAAAUUUUAAGAAACAAUGUUACCUAAACAACAUAUAGUUAAUAGAACAUUGUCAAUCUCACUUAUUAUCUCAUUUUACAAUUACAUGACUUAUUACAUUGUGGACAAUUAUGAUCAAUGAUAUCAUAAUUGUCGUAAUUAUUUAUAUGCAGCAAAAUAGCAUGUAUCAUUAUUGUUACAAAUUGGCACGUUGAAGAAUUUUCUGAUGUGGACGUUAUUCUAAGUUACAUCAUCUAAAACGAUGAACGGUGUAAUUUGGAACAAGGUAAAGAAGGAUUUUGUACCAAUUUCCAGCGUGCCAGUGUUUGCCAUAAUGCAACAAGAACGUUUCAGGCAAAGUCGAGCAAUGGAAACUCACAAUUUUCGACUGCAAAACUUAACACUAACGUCUUUCGAGCAACCGGCAUUUCUCGAAUUUUACGAUAACAACAUGAAAGUUACAGGACUCUGCGGUGAAUUAUGGAAUCUUCUCUCUGACAAACUGAAUUUUACAUUACAGCCAGUAAGAUCAAAUGAAAGUGGCAUGGGUAUAGUACAGAAUAAUGACGUAGCAAAAGGAUUAUUACGCGUAAUUUUGCACAAUGAAACUAUCGCAAUACCAAAAAUCGAAAUGUACACUGUUCUAAGUUUUAUUUCUGAUUUUACAAUGCCUUUAUGGAUGAACAGCCAGCGAUUGUAUAUUCGAAAUGAGGUAGUACACAACAGCACAUGGAUGGCAAAAGUGUUCUCGUGGAAAAUAUGGUGCUGUAUAUUGAUUAUGCAUUUAUUACUGAGCUUAUGCAGUUUUUGGACACAAAAUGUUCUCGAACGGAUAAAAAAUAGUAGUAGAGCCUCGUCCAUCAACGACCACAUUUUUUAUAACUUUGGAAUGAUCUGCAAUCAAUGUCACGUUCCUAGAAUUCUUAUUGGAAGAUCAAAGAUAGUAGAUAUAUCAGUGGGCUUUUUUUGUUCUAUAAUAUACAUAGCAUUUGGAGCUUUGUUAUUCGUUUAUAUGUUUCAAAAAAUUAACAUACCGCCAUUCAAAAAUCUGGAAACUCUGCUAAGUGAAACUACAUACAGUGUUGUCAAUUUGAAAGAUUCUCUUACAGAUGUUGCUUUUAAGGUGAUCUCUGAAAAGCCUUUCAUAGGAUUAAAUAAAUCAAACCGCAUCAUUAUUUCAUCAACAGUCGAGGAAAUGUUUAAAUUAGCAUGUAUGGAAGAUAAACAGAAAUAUACCAUAUUCCAAGGUGAAGAUGAUUAUAAAGCAAGAACUAAAAAUGAAAAAAAAUGUCAUAUGUCUCCAAUUGGAGAAUCCUACUUGAAGACAUGGAUAGCUUCUGGCAUUGUGAAGAACUUUAAAUACAAAAGAACUAUUGACCUUGGGAUACUCAGAAUAAAAGAAGUUGGAUUGUGGGAUGCGUUAACAAGUCGUUGGUUAAUAGAAAAAUACCAACAAAAAGAUAUUUCGACAGCGGAACCGAUUGGGAUGGAUCAAGUUAUUUUAAUAAUUUUAAUAAUGGGCAGUGGAGUAAUAAUAGCUUUUAUUAUUUUCAUAAUCGAAAAAAUUGCUUAUAAAUAUAAAUUCGGUCAUAAUAAUUUUUUAUUAUGAUAAAUGUAUUUUACAAUAAAUAUAUUUACUAAUAGUUAUUUAACUUGUAUCCAAAAAUUCUAUUAUAUUUCUUUAAAUGCUGUUAUUAAGUCAUAAUUAAUGCAGUAGUAUUAAAAUUUCAAGGAAUAACACAAUUAUUAAUCAAACAUGGUUAUAUAUGUAUGAGUAUCAUUAAAAUUACAAAAUUUUCUUGUAUUACAUGCUUUUACAUAUCUAAACAAUAUUUGUUAAUAUUAUGCAAGUUAUGUAACUUAUAGUUUCAUAAUAUUGAAAUAAAAAAAAUUAUAAAUCA
Messenger RNA from Solenopsis invicta (red fire ant), 1920 nucleotides. RefSeq lists its product as uncharacterized. The coding region runs from base 282 to 1628 and encodes 448 amino acids. NCBI's taxonomy places the organism in Eukaryota, Metazoa, Arthropoda, Insecta, Hymenoptera, Formicidae. The record is from RefSeq and is a predicted model, not a curated record. The transcript is spliced from 7 exons.